This is a messenger RNA of Auxenochlorella protothecoides, 2652 nucleotides long. RefSeq names its product Amino-acid acetyltransferase. Gene Ontology annotation, molecular function: L-glutamate N-acetyltransferase activity, acting on acetyl-CoA as donor. The record is from RefSeq and is a predicted model, not a curated record. Lineage: Eukaryota; Viridiplantae; Chlorophyta; Trebouxiophyceae; Chlorellales; Chlorellaceae. The transcript has 9 exons. Gene Ontology annotation, cellular component: cytoplasm. Gene Ontology annotation, biological process: L-arginine biosynthetic process. Bases 1 to 2652 code for a protein of 883 amino acids.
AUGAGGGGCUGCAGCACCCUUUCGUUGACUCCUGCGCGGUGCACAUCUCCUCUGACCUACCGCGUCAGGACUUGCACCCACCGGCUAGGCCCAACUGGGCCCCCGUCCAGCACCACCAAUGGCACCGCCUCGACGUCUGCGGAGGCUCCAAGCCCACAGCAUGCCGUGGUCCCUGCCAGGGGAUUGCCUGGGCGGGACUAUGGUGCCCUGGACCGAACGCAGUACGGGCUAUUCGUCCAGUUCUUUCGACAGGCCUCGCCCUACAUUGAAGGCCACAGGGGGCGAACCUUCGUGAUCAGCAUUCCUGGAGAGGUGGUCUCCAAUCGGAGUCAACUGAGUGCCCUGCUGGAGGACAUUGCGCUCCUGCAUGGUCUGGGCGUCCGGCUCGUGCUCGUGCUGGGCACCCCCGCCCCUCCCGUCUCCGACACAUCCUCACCCUACCCCGUCACCGACUCCGAUGCCAUGGAGCGGCUCAUCCAGGCAGCGGGCCUGGCUCGCCUCCAGGUGGAGGCCUUCCUCUCCAAGGCCCCCACGGUGGCCCUGGCCCGGCGCCACACGCGCGGCAAGCGCGGCGAGCCCCCCACCGUGCACACGCCCAGCCUCAGCGUCGUCUCCGGCAACUACCUGGCGGCCAAGCGCCGGGGCGUGGUGGGCGGGGUGGACCACGGCGCCACGGGCAUGGUGCGCCACGUGGCCGCCGCCUCGGUGGCCGCGCAGCUGGCGGCCGGCAGCAUCGUGGUGCUGUCCGGGCUGGGCUUCAGCGCGGGCGGCGAGCCGCUGGCCUGCCCGCCCACGGGCGUCGCGGCGGCGGCCGCCGUGGCCCUGGGCGCCGACAAGCUGCUGCUGCUGACCACCAGCGUGGCGCUGCGCCGCUCUCGCGAGCUCUCCGGCUGGCUGCCCCUGCGCGACGCGGAGGCGCUGCUCUGCGCGGCGCUGCCGGACCCCGCGCGCCGCGCCGACCUGCUCGCCGAGCUGGCCGCCCUGGGCGGCGGCGGCGGCGGCGGCGGGGGGGAGGUGCCCGCCGGCGUCGGUGGUCACCCCGACGCCGCGGCGACCGCCGCACCGGCCCCCGCCUCCCCUGCCCUCCCCCCCGCCCAGCGCGACCUGGACUUCGACCUGGAGAAGUGGGCGGCGGCGGGCGCGGCGCUGCCCCUGCUGGCGGCCUGCGCGGCGUGCCGCGCAGGGGUCAAGCGCGCGCACCUGGUGGACGCGGCGGGGGAUGGCGGCCUGCUGCUGGAGCUCUACUCCCGCGACGGCGUCGGCUCCAUGGUCUCCACCGACCUGUAUGAGGGCAUGCGCCCCGCGGAGCCGCGCGACCUGGGCCCCAUCGCCGAGCUGCUGCGCCCGCUGGAGGAGGGCGGGUUCCUGGUGCGCCGCUCCGCGGCGCGCCUCGCCGCCGACCUGCCACACUUCACGGUCUGGGAGCGGGAGGGCCGCGUGCUGGGCUGCGUGGCAGCGCCCCCCCUGGGCGAUGGCGUGGCGGAGCUGGGUGCCUUUGCCGUGCACCCCGCCUACCGCCGCCUGGGCAAGGGCGACGGGCUGCUGGAGUGCGUGGAGGCGGCCGCCGCCGCGGCGGGCGCGCACACGCUCGUGCUGCUGACCACGCGUACAGCCGACUGGUUCGCGCAGCGCGGCUUCCGCCACGUGGGGCCCGCCGCGGGAAACGCGCUGCUGCCGGAGGCCAGGCGGGCCCAGGGCGUUGUGAGCGCGGCCACCGGCGCCGCGCUGACCCUCGUCCUUCGUAGAGCGUUGAUCGGCAGCCCAAGCCUGUCUGUGGACGACCACCCGAUGCAGGUCCAGGAGAACUCGGCCGUGGCGGCAGCGGCGGCCACGGCGACCGUGGUGGCCUCCUCCUCGGCCAAGCUGGCCCCCCCGCCCCCCAAGCCCGACCAGAAGCCAGUGCACGACGUGGUGGCGGGGGCCAUGGCGCGCGCCGCCUCGCAGUCCACCAUCCACCCGCUGGACACGAUGAAGGGCCUGUACAAGGGCGUGGUGGGCGCGGCCACCGGCGCGGGCCUCAUCAUCGGCACCUACUUUGCCUUCUACUCCACCACCAAGCGCUUCCUGCGCGAGCACUCCACCCUCUCCGACGGCUCCGUCGCCUUUGUGUCGGGGGCCACCGCCGCGCUCGGCUCAUCCGUGGUCAAGGUCCCGCUCGCGGUCUGCAUCCGCUCGGUGCAGGCGGGGGUGUACACCAACGCCCUCGCCGCGGCGCAGGACAUCGUCAAGGCGGCGGGAGUGCGCGGCCUCUUCACGGGCUUCCUGCCGACCAUCCUGGAGGACGUCCCCGACAUGGCAGUCAAGUUUGCGGUGUACGAGACGGUGCGCAACCUGCACCUGCGCCUGCGCGGCCGGCACGCCUCGGUGCUGGAGGACCUGUGCAUCGGCGGGUUUGCGGGCGCGGCCGCCGCGGCCGCCACCACCCCCCUGGACGUGGUCAAGACGGUGAUGAUGACCACCGCCAGCGCGCGGCCGACGGUGGUGUCGGCGUCGCGCGCCAUCCUGCGCGAGGGCGGCGGCGCGCGCGCUUUCUUCCGCGGCAUGGGCCCCCGCGCGCUGUCCAACGGCCUCAACUCCGCCAUCUUCUUCUGCUUCUUCGAGGCCAUCCGCCAGGUGCUGACCAAGCAGCAGGCGGCGCGCGGCGCUCUGUAG